AUGAUAGCGGAGAGCAGCACCGUAUUCAAAUCUCCACAUCACUGGGACGUUGUGUUCAGAGAGUUGGGUAAAAAAUACGGUCCGGUAUUGACCUUCUGGUUCGCAAAUACCCCGCAUAUAGUGGUCACAGACAUAGACACAGCGCGCGAGGCUUUCCGUCGGAAUGAUUUCGCCGGAAGGAGUGAAUCCUAUUUCGGCAGUCAACUAUCAAACGACGAGUUCCAGGACGUGGUGUUCACCAGUUAUGGCCACACGUGGGAAGCCCUCAGACGUGUCGCACACUCGGCCGCACAAAAAUACUCAACAAAUGACAAACUCGCGUAUUUGGCCAAUGAUUGUGUCAAACAAACAGUAAAAACAAUAUUAGAGAAGGAAGGAGAGGGUAAAGCGUUUGUGCCCCGGGAUUACAUAUACUUAAUGUUUCUCAACAUACUAUCUAUAAGUGCUUUCGGUCAGAGCUAUGAUAUGGAGGACAAGGAAUUUAAACAAAUAAAGUAUGCGUUGAAGGACUUCGGCAAAGAGGCCGGCAGUAGAUUCUUGUUGUGGGAAUUCUCACCACUUUUCAGAUUUAUUGACCGAAAGAUGUCUCAAAAACAGAGAAGACUUAUGAGAGAAUUGGUGGAAAUGAUUAGAAAUAAGUUUAAACCACAUUAUGACGACUACUCGGAUGCUAUUGAAAGAGACUUUUGUGAUGCACUCAUAACCGCUAAGAAUGAGGCCCUCAGAGAGGGUAAAGAGUCGGCCCCUUAUCUCACCGAUGAUAACCUGGCGAUGGCUGUGUUCGACCUGUUUUUUGCCGGAACCGAUACAUCCCAACAGACAUUUCAAUGGAUUUUACUUCUGAUGACAUAUUACCCGGAAAUGCAACGAAAGUUGAGACAAGAGAUUGAGACACAAAUCGGAGACCGAAUGCCAACACAUGAGGACAGGAAUCGAUGCCAUUAUGUCAUGGCUUUCAUCGCUGAGACACUGAGGAUAAGAAAUGUAACCCCUUUUGGUGUCCCACAUAAGGCUGUUGUCCAGAGUACUAUCGGAAAUUAUACCAUACCUGAGAAUACAGCCAUUCUCUUGUAUCAGAGUUUAAUAUUAAGGGAUGAAAAGCAUUGGACAGACAAUGGUGGCGAAUUUGUCCCUGAACGUUUUCUGGACAGUGAGGGGCAGUAUAUGACUACCCGUCCAAAAGCGUACAUACCAUUCAGUGUGGGUAGGCGUCAGUGUUUGGGCGAGAAGUUAGCGAUCGCCGACUUAUUCCUUGUUUUGGUCGCAUUUUUGCAGUCGACUCAAGAAUACGAUAUAGUCCUCGAUAGUAAUGGUGGUAUAGACCCGGAUCCUAAUAUUGUUGACCAAUUUAGUCCACCCGAGUACAAAAUACUACUUAAGAAAAUAUAAAAUUACCCAC
Oppiella nova is the source of this 1399-nucleotide messenger RNA. Lineage: Eukaryota; Metazoa; Arthropoda; Arachnida; Sarcoptiformes; Oppiidae. The record is from the annotation of a GenBank genome assembly.